Messenger RNA from Rhodofomes roseus, 1271 nucleotides. Its product is annotated as RlpA-like double-psi beta-barrel-protein domain-containing protein-containing protein. The coding region runs from base 11 to 928 and encodes 305 amino acids. The record is from RefSeq and is a predicted model, not a curated record. NCBI's taxonomy places the organism in Eukaryota, Fungi, Basidiomycota, Agaricomycetes, Polyporales, Fomitopsidaceae. The transcript has 6 exons.
UGAUUACAUAAUGUUGGCUAACAGUCACGGCGUCGACGACCCUGUGUGGUUUCGAUUUGGACGUCCAUCUUGCCCUCCUUCUGCCACCGUCGCCAACGCAAAACCAGUCACGAUGCACUGUCGCUCUCUACUCAACACACUCGUUUUUCUCUCUCUUCUGAGUCUUGGGCUUGGGCACCUGCACGCUGGGACACUCCGGACGAAGCACGGCGCGUCGUGGAGGCGACGAACGGAACGGACGCAGGCUCUGGACGCACGAAAUACUACGACUCUUGAGAGACGUGUCGACGGGGCAAGGUUGACCUACUACGACGCCGGACAGAACGCGUGUGGCGGUUACGACUCGGACAAUGACUUUGUCGUUGCUUUGAACGCGCCUCAAUGGGAUAACGGGGCGCACUGCUACAAACCCAUCACAAUCUGGUACGGCGGCAAGAGUACUCAAGCCAAAGUAACGGACAUGUGCCCCGGAUGCCCUUAUGGCGGACUCGACCUUUCCCGUGGUCUCUUCGGCUUCAUCGCAGACCUCGGUCUUGGUGUCGUCUCAGCGUCCUGGGUCUUCGACGACGACGGCAGCCAGCAGCCUCAAGCCGACUUGCAAGCCGCAGCCUACACGCCAUAUACGUCCUACUCGCCGGCAGACUCCCCCAGCACGACUCACUGGACGCCAACCUCGAAGUACACGCCGGCGACCACCUACUAUGCUCCUGAGACCUACGCAAGCUACUCGAGAUUCAGCACUGCGACGGCGGCCUCCAGCGCGCACUCUUCGGUCUCUGGCGGUUCGACUGGCAGCAUGAACUCGGCGACCCCUUCGACGACGGCGACUGCUGCUCGGACUGUUGAUUUUGACAAGGGAACUCUGAAUCAGUUCAACAUGGCUCUUGUCGGGCUCAGUGGUCUCGCCGAGGCUGCUGCCUGGGCCUGAAAGCACAAGACGCGAAUUCUUGACGACGCAGUCUAUGGUAGCCCGUGCUUGCAUUCUCAUGUUGCGGCUUGUAUCAUGUAUUCAUCGUCCAAAAAUCUACGCCUGUCUCAUGGCAACUCGGGAACAAGCCUGACGCCCAUCUAUUUCAGUGGCUACGAUGCCGGACCGACACAGGAUGGCUCCACACAAUGUAACUUAAGUGAAUGUCAGUGCCUAAGGACACCGUGCGUAUGGCUACGCACUGGCCAGCAAUUUGGUUUGUUCGACACAAACUCUCGUCGUAUGCGUGGGGGUCUGGCGAGACUACUGAUCCUGCUUGCUGUCACUUCAAGUGAUGACCGCC